CGGUUUCACGCGGUUUGUGGGAUCAAUCCAUCUCCAGAUUCCAAACUUCUCUGUUUUUUUCUUUUUUCCUUUUCUGUUAUUCUGUAUUCUUUAUUCAUCAUCCCCACCACCCAAAAACGCGUUACUUCUUUAAUGCUCUUAAAAAAAAUUUCCUAUGAUUUUGAUUUGCUUCUUCAACGGAUCUUACAUUCCAACAACAAAUUUAAAAGUCUUUGUUGUUUUCCUCCUCCUUCUUCGAAUCCUCCUUCUUGUACGGUUUCCAGUACUCUGUUAGUACUACUUUCUUCUUCUUCUUCUUCUUCUUCUCUGUUGCAUCCAAAUAUAUAGAAGAAAGAAGAUGUGGACAACCAUCUUAUUCUUUGUUUUCCUCUUUAUUGCUGGGUUGAUCAGUACUGUAAACUUCCCCAGAAAGAAGUUUCUUGCCUGGUUUUUUGGGUCAUUUUGUGCCGAAUUGAGAGAUCCCAUGAACCCUGUUAUUUCCACUUCUGAUUCUGCUGCUGCUUCAAAUGCGUCGACGAAGGCCAAUAAGAUUAAACCAGAUGAAGAUGGUGGAACUGGAAAGAAGAAGAAGAGUAGUUGUUAUGAUAACAAGAGUCAAUUGAGGAGUGUUUUCUCUACUUUUGACAAGAACAAUGAUGGGUUCAUAACGAAGCAAGAGUUGAAGGAUUCACUGAAGAACAUUGGGAUUGUUAUGAGUGAGAGCGAUGUUGCUGAGAUGAUUAAAAGGGUUGAUUCAAAUGGGGAUGGUUUGAUUGAUCUUGAUGAGUUCUGCCAAUCAUUUGAUUCCUUGCUGAGCAGGGGAGGAGAGGAAGAAGGGAGUGAUGAAAAACAGGGGAAAAUGGAUGGGAAUAAUAAUAUUAAUAACAAUGAUGAUGGUGAUGAUGAAGAUGGGGAUGAGGAUCUGAAGGAAGCUUUUGAUGUGUUUGAUGGAGAUAAAGAUGGGGUAAUCACAGUGGAAGAAUUGGGUUUGGUGCUGUCUUCUUUGGGAUUCAAACAGGGGAACAAGGUGGAAGACUGUAAGGAAAUGAUCAGAAAGGUGGACAUGGAUGGAGAUGGAAUGGUUAACUUUGAUGAGUUCAAGAAGAUGAUGAAAUCUGGUCACAGGCUUGUCCCCAUUUCUUAGAUUUAGUUUUAGUAUAUUACUUACUGUUAUUGCUUCUUGCAUUUCUUCUUUCUUUUUUUCUUUCUUUUCCUCUUUAGCCAAAGGAACAACAAUAUCAUCAUCAUCAUCAUCAUCAACUACUUGAAUCACACAACUGUACAGAGCUCUAUUAGGCCAUAGAUUUUGACUAGCAGUAGAAGAAGAAGAAGAAGAAGAUCAUUUUAUUGGUUUACAACACUUUAAAAUCUCUCUUUAAGCAUUAUUAGCUAUUGCUGCUGUUUUUGACAUAUUGGUGAAAGAAGUAUCAGAAAGUUUGCAUAUCUGUUCAGAUUCCGGCGUGUUGAAUUGAUCGGCCGAUCUGUCAACGUUCACUUUUUUUUUUUUUUUGUUUUCCAGAGUAGUUGAAAUAUGUAAAUAUCUGAUUAGUUAAUAUCUUUGACUAAACGCGCAGCGACAACUAAUGAGGAUAUUGACGCAUUUCUACACUUACACGACUCAAGAUUACAAAUUCAUUUGACAAAUGCAAACAUAGCAACUAACCCACUAUUAAAAUGGAA
Messenger RNA from Oldenlandia corymbosa var. corymbosa, 1659 nucleotides. Lineage: Eukaryota; Viridiplantae; Streptophyta; Magnoliopsida; Gentianales; Rubiaceae. The record is from the annotation of a GenBank genome assembly.